Acanthosepion pharaonis is the source of this 1113-nucleotide messenger RNA. The record is from the annotation of a GenBank genome assembly. NCBI's taxonomy places the organism in Eukaryota, Metazoa, Mollusca, Cephalopoda, Sepiida, Sepiidae.
AUGGUAUUCAAUAUUUUAACUAUAACACUUCCCAUCUUUCUUUAUUUGUUUCUUUCUUUAUUUUCUUAUUUCUUUCCUUCUUUCUUUCUUUGUUUUUCCUUCUUCUUCCCUUCUUUCUUUAUUUCCUUCCUUCUUUCUUUCUUUUUCUUCUUUCUUUUCUUCUUUCUUUCUUUCUUUCCUUCUUUCUUUCUUUUCUCCCUUUCUUUUCUUCUUUUUUCUUUCCUUCUUUCUUUCUUUUUCUUCUUUCUUUUCUUCUUUCUUUCUUUCUUUCCUUCUUUUCUUUCUUUUUCUCCCUUUCUUUUUCUUCUUUUCUUUCCUUCUUUCUUUCUUUUCUUCUUUCUUUUCUUCUUUUUUCUUUCCUUCUUUCUUUCUUUUCUCCUUUCUUUUCUUCUUUCUUUCUUUUCCUUCUUUUCUUUCUUUCUUUUCUCCUUUCUUUUCUUCUUUUUCUUUUCUUUCUUUCUUUUUCUUCUUUCUUUUCUUCUUUUUUCUUUCCUUCUUUCUUUCUUUUCUCCCUUUCUUUUCUUCUUUCUUUCUUUCCUUCUUUCUUUCUUUUCUCCCUUUCUUUUCUUCUUUUUUCUUUCCUUCUUUCUUUCUUUUUCUUCUUUCUUUUCUUCUUUCUUUCUUUCCUUCUUUCUUUCUUUUCUCCCUUUCUUUUCUUCUUUUUCUUUCCUUCUUUCUUUCUUUUUCUUCUUUCUUUUCUUCUUUCUUUCCUUCUUUUUUUCUUUUCUCCCUUUCUUUUCUUCUUUUUUCUUUCCUUCUUUCUUUCUUUUUCUUCUUUCUUUUCUUCUUUCUUUCUUUCCUUCUUUCUUUCUUUUCUCCCUUUCUUCUUUUUUCUUUCCUUCUUUCUUUCUUUCUUCAAUUUUAAUCACAUUAAAAAUUAUUACUUUCCUUUUCAUUCCUAAUCUGGUAUUCAAUAUUUUAACUAUAACACUUUCCAUCUUUGUUUCUUUGUUUCUUUCUUUAUUGCAUUAUUUCUUUCCUUCUUUCUUUCGUUGUUUUUCCUUCUUUCUUUCCUUCUUUAUUUAUUUAUUUCUUUCUUUUCCCCCUUUCUUUUCUUCUAUCUUUCUUUCCCUCUUUCUUUUCUUCUUUCUUUCUUUCUUUCUUCAAUUUUAA